Messenger RNA from Uranotaenia lowii, 3015 nucleotides. RefSeq lists its product as uncharacterized. The transcript is spliced from 3 exons. The record is from RefSeq and is a predicted model, not a curated record. Bases 200 to 2335 code for a protein of 711 amino acids. NCBI's taxonomy places the organism in Eukaryota, Metazoa, Arthropoda, Insecta, Diptera, Culicidae.
UAAAUCGCUAAUUUUUCUGGAUAGCCCACAAUUUUCAUUUUCCAAUCGGAAACGAGGGCACAUUGAUGGGCUUGUUUAGUGCAAAUUUUCCUUGAGAAAAUGUUUUAUUUAGGAAAAUAAUGUGAUAGUUUGGUGUGGAUUGCCUAAUUAAAGUUGAAGGAAUCAUUUUCAUCUUUUACUCUCGUUGCGAAAGCAUAUUAUGCCUAAUAGUGACUCAUCCGGUGGAAUCUACUCCCCUAUUCCGCAAACGACGAUUACCGAUUCCGAGAGCGAAGAGGAUCUACUGCAGCGACCGAGAAGACUCCCGGGAGGAGGCCCGUACCGCGCACGAGUGACCAUGAUGAAUGGCGCAGGUGGUGGAGAUCCCAUGACGACGACGACGACGGCGACCAUGAUGAAAAGUCGAAUGAUGUUCACUUCAACGACCAGCAACGGAGCCGGUGGCGGCGUUUUGGUGUCAGCGACAGGUGGACCAGGUGCUGGAAACGGACACCAGAUGUCGGUGGCUUCGAGGAAUCACCAACACCAGAUGGCGAUCAAUGGAAGUGGUGGGGAGAAGGGGAAUGCGUUCAGUAACAGCUUGUAUAAUGGCCUGGCUAGCCCGAGCGAUGUGGAGGAUGCGAAUGGGGUUUUUCACGCGGACAAUGUGGCCAUUUUGCAUGAGGCCGGCUCUGUCGGGGAACGACGGAUGUCUUUUCCCAGGAAGUGCUGCUUUGUGGCUUCGCUGGUGGUUUGUUUUAUGUCGUUGGUGGUAUUCCUGUGGGUGAUUCCUUGCUCGGAUGACUUGGCUUGUCCGGCGAGAGCUGAGCGGACGAAGACGCAGAACUGGAUCCGGAACUAUGAGAAGAUUGAGCUGAAAGGGGUGAUAAAUGUCGUGGAAGGAGUCCGAGGCAAGAGCAAGAAUUUGGUGUUUAUGUAUCGAGGGGAUAAAUUGUUUCCGGAAUUCCAGGAGUCAUUUAAGCGGAGAAAUGGGAUCAUAUCUUUGGUUGGAAGCUCCGGAAAGGUGGCUUGGUACGAUGAGAUGAUAAAUGAACCGAAGAGUAUCGACUGCACUUUGAUCGAUGCGGAUCUGAAUGGAGCUCCGGAUUGUCUGGUGAUGGAUGAGUAUGGACAACUUGAGUGUAUUAAUCCGCUUUCUGGAGAAUGGAUUUGGCACUCGCCGAUCUACGAUCGGAAAAAUGUUUUGAAACAGAACGAUUUGUUGGAUUUCCCUCUGGUCAUACCGGAUGUUGAUGGUGACGGAGUUAAGGACCUGUUUUACAUAACCAGUUUUGGGGAGACCAAGCAUAACAAAUUCGUCAUGAUUUCUGGACGUAAAGGAGAACUGAUUGGAGACUCUUACAUUGUAAAGGAAUGCAUUUACGUUCACAAGUUGAUGAUCGACGCUGAUCUCAAUGUGAUGUUUAACUGUGUACGGGAAAAGUCCGAACAGCAGCGUUCCAAACCUUUGUCUGAACUGUAUAAGCUGAUAAAACGGAAGGCGUUGGAUAUGAGGAAGAUCAAGAAACCGGUUGAUCUACCCCAGCAUAAAUUUUUCGGGCAACGGAAGAACACCGAGAAGCAAAUAUCUAUAACCCGGGUAGGAGGAAAACAGUUGGUCAUCGAAAAUCGAGGAAAAUGUCCGGAAAAUUGUUCAACUUCAGUUUUACUGACCGAGGAAAACACCGGAAAACUUUUGUGGAACGUUUCCGGUCGUCAGCUUUACGGCAUGCAACCGGUUCGACUUACUUUCAGUAACUUCGGAGUCGACAAUCGAUCGACGAUCUAUGGGUUCGUCAUCAAAUUUUGGGAAUGGAGUCAGGACGAGCCGGACAAUAGGAGCUCCCGAGUGAAGCGAGGCACCUCGAGUGAUCUAUUCUCCCACCUGAUAGUCAAAAAACAAACCUGGGUCCUGCCGGAUGAUCUCAGCGAAGAAAGUCCAUCACCGAAAACCCGCCGAAGUGUCAACCAAACCUUGCGCCCAGGUAUCAAAGCCCGCAUGCGAUACCUCAAGGAAACGGUCAAGCUGAUCGUGUUCAAUUCCACCGACAUCAAAAUCGAAAACACCAGCCAAUCGAAUGUGAUCCAAUUUUGCAAGGAAAACCUCAAGGAUCCCACGGACACAAUCUGCCAGCCCGAUCUGAACUAUCAGGAAAAUUCCCUCUUGAUCGCCGACCUGGACGACGAUCGUUCCCAGGAACUGGUCUCGUUCUACUCAACCUUUGUCAAAGCCGAUCCAGGCGAAGCUGCCGGUCUAGGACGUUCCGGAAUCCGGCUAAAAACGUUCGUCCAGUUGCUGCGACUCGAAUCCGAACUACCCAAGCUGUACAACUCGAUCGAGUCGAUACGCAACUGAGCGCUGUCGCAAUAAAGUCGCUUAAAGAAACCACGAAAAACAGCAAAAGCGCAUCAUGUGUGAUCUCAUACCUUAAACCUUAGAGUCGACAAUGUGUUAGAGAUUUUGUUACCCGUAAAACAGUACGUUUAUGUUUAUUGAAAAAUGUAUUUAAGCUAAUAAGUGAUCUUUGAAUGAAACUCCAUAUAGGAUCCGUGAAAUGGAACUCAUCUGUAGGUUAAAGUGGAAGUCGUGAAUAUACUCUCAUAGUAUUUCUUAGUCUUAGAACCAUAAACGGAGCUAGUCAGUGACUUUUAAAAAACCCCAAACAACAAACUGCACCAAACAGACGAAAAAAACCAACACAAACUAUCAUUAAAUUUGAACAUCGUUUAUUCAAUAUGGAACCUCUUGUGGGUUUCGUGUCGAAUUAACGAGGUUCUAUGGUUGAAACUACAAUAUUUUGCACCGUUACAUAAACCUUAAAACGGAAAACUUUUUAUGAGAGAAAAUGCAAUAUAAAUCUUUCAACAAUCUUUGAACAGUAAAAGUGAACAUGAACAUACCUACUAUAUUUAUCGAUAGCGAUUCAUCACUCAUGAAAACGGAAAUUUUCUGAAAAAUCAAGAGAGAGAAUCUAAAACAAACUAGCAAAAACCAAAGUGAAACUUAGUUGUGGUGACAUAUAUUGCAUAGUAAAC